This is a messenger RNA of Symbiodinium natans, 264 nucleotides long. NCBI's taxonomy places the organism in Eukaryota, Dinophyceae, Suessiales, Symbiodiniaceae. The record is from the annotation of a GenBank genome assembly.
AUGAUUUCCAAGCCUAUUUUGCCCAAGGUUGUCUGGGGGUAUGAUUUUCUGCCGCAGAUGGCAUGCCACAUGUGGUCCUUCGUGAUUGCUUGCUUUAUCCUCCUGCACACGGGCGGGGAGGAGUGGAUGGCCUUCAUCUCCUUUGCAUCAGCAAUGCUGAUCGUUGCCAACCUCGCAACUGUGGGAUUCUCUUUGAAUCUCUGCGCGCCAGCAGUUGCCCUGCUCUGGGAGUUCAACUACCUCCUCGAACACGUUGAGUCCUGA